Messenger RNA from Trichobilharzia regenti, 1173 nucleotides. Lineage: Eukaryota; Metazoa; Platyhelminthes; Trematoda; Strigeidida; Schistosomatidae. The record is from the annotation of a GenBank genome assembly.
AAGGCCGUAACCUUGACGGAUGUUUUAUCAGUGAAGAAAUCAUGACCAUACUUGUUGAAAUUUCUUCCAAAAGUUGGAUCAAGUGUGCUAGUCUUGUUAUCCUGACAUGCCAAACUUCCUGCUUGAUUUUAUUAAUGCGUGCUUCGCGAACACAGCAAGACACCGAAUUAUAUAUGACUUCAACAGUCGUCCUGUGUAGCGAAUUCUUAAAACUCUUGCUGUCUGCGUGUUUAGUAGUAUUUCGAGAAGGUAACCUUCAACAUGGUCUUUCAUUAAUGUACACUCAAAUCUUUAUUCAAUACAAGGAUACAGUACAAAUUCUUAUUCCAUCAACACUGUAUGUUAUCCAGAAUAAUCUGUUGUAUUUUGCUAUAUCACGAUUGAAUGCUGUUUUAUAUCAGAUACUUUAUCAGAGUAAAAUUUUCACUACUGCUGUAUUCAUGAUAAUAUUAUUGAAUCAACGUUUGCGUUCACUUCAAUGGUUCUCUCUGCUACUGCUGAGUGCAGGCAUUGUCUUAACACAGUUACCUUCAACGAAUGAUUCAAAGUCAAAUGGUAUUUCUUCGCCUAGCUUAUAUGGAUUCGGAGCAAUUUUACUGGCUUCAGUCACUAGUGGUUUUGCUGGAGUAUACCUGGAAAAAAUGUUUAAAGGAACACCUACUUCAAUAUGGAUGCGAAAUCUUCAGUUAGCUAUUUGUGGUGUACCGAUUAGUUUGUUUGGCGUCUAUAUGAACGAUGCAGCCAAGGUGAAAAGCCUUGGUUUCUUUCAUGGUUAUACGCCUAUAGUAUGGAUUGUUAUCAUACUUCAAGCAUUUGGUGGAUUGGCGAUAGCAUUUGUAAUGAAAUAUGCUGACAAUAUUUUGAAAAGUUUUUCUAUGGGUUUAUCUGUGAUUCUAUCGACGCUUAUUUCCUACUUUGUAUUCGAUGACCUCACUCCGAACAUAUAUUUAUUCCUCGGAUCCACGCUAGUCAUCAGUGCCACUGUGCUUUAUGGUCUUCCAGCCAAUUAUUGUAGUUCAACUGCUGCCUCUACUACAAGCUCAGAUGUAAAUAAGGUGACAAUUUAACCGGUUGGAUUGGAGAUUACGAGAAACAGAAUAAAGAAUAGAAAACUUAGUCCUUAUUAUUAAUAACUGUAAAAAAAUUAUAGAACCUUCUCAAAUCUGUAUAUUU